AUGUCUUCUCAACAACAAGCCAAUAAUGAGUAUACUUUUCCAUUUGGAAAACUCACAUUUUCAUCAACACUUAACAAUGUUGUACUAAUUGCUUGUGGAAGUUUUAAUCCGAUCACCAAUUCACAUCUCCGAAUGUUUGAAACAGCUAGAGAUUUUUUACAGAAUGAAGAGGGAUAUCAUGUUGUUGGAGGAUUUAUUUCUCCUGUUCAUCAGGAUUAUGAAAAGAGAAAACCAACUCUUAUCAGUGCUAAAUAUCGUGUUGAUAUGUGUAGAUUGGCAGUUUCUGAUUCCGAUUGGAUUAAUAUUGAUGAAUGGGAAGUCAAUCAGAGUGAAUAUUCACGUACUUUGCUUGUACUAAAACAUUUUCAAGAUGAAAUUGAAAAAUCUUACACUUCAACUACAGAGUUGAGAAUAAUGUUAUUGUGUGGAGCUGAUUUGUUACAAUCUUUUGUUAAACCAGGUGUUUGGAUUCCAGAACAAGUUGAAUAUAUUCUCUCCAAGUUUGGAGCAUGUUGUAUUGAGAGAGAUGGUAUUUCUGUAAAUACUAUUGUAUUUGAACAUGAUACAUUGUAUAGAAAUAAGAAGAAUAUCCAUAUUAUUCCUGAGUGGAUUAUCAAUGAUGUCAGUUCUACCAAAGUUAGACAAUUGGUUCGAAGAAACAACUCUGUAAAAUACUAUGUUCACGAUAAGGUUGAGAAAUAUAUUAACGAACACAAAUUAUAUAAGGCCGAAGAUUUUGUACCAAUAAUUUCAGAGUCAGUUUUUGAAAAUAAGAAAUUGUAA
Messenger RNA from Naegleria gruberi, 783 nucleotides. RefSeq lists its product as uncharacterized. Gene Ontology annotation, molecular function: nicotinamide-nucleotide adenylyltransferase activity; nicotinate-nucleotide adenylyltransferase activity. The transcript has a single exon. Lineage: Eukaryota; Heterolobosea; Eutetramitea; Acrasida; Naegleriidae. The coding region runs from base 1 to 783 and encodes 260 amino acids. Gene Ontology annotation, biological process: NAD+ biosynthetic process. The record is from RefSeq and is a predicted model, not a curated record.